Saccostrea echinata is the source of this 1851-nucleotide messenger RNA. RefSeq lists its product as uncharacterized. Lineage: Eukaryota; Metazoa; Mollusca; Bivalvia; Ostreida; Ostreidae. The record is from RefSeq and is a predicted model, not a curated record. The transcript is spliced from 4 exons. The coding region runs from base 22 to 387 and encodes 121 amino acids.
UCCCCAUUUGGUAACAUCACCAUGAACUCUCGUCUAUUUGCAGUUAUAUGUAUUACUCAUCUGUUCGUUUGUUCAAUAUGUGAUACACAGGAAAGCACGGUGGAGGAGGGCUCCGGUACUUUGGUUACACACACCGACACACACACAGAUAGAGUUCCGGUGAUUGACGAAGAACUGGUUACAACUCAGGCUCCAAAACAAAAUCAUGAACAGGCCAAGAGUGAUUUAGCUCCGGUCUCUGGUACCCAUGGCAACAGAGAAACGGCAUCGCUGAACCUCGUUUUCAUCAUUGUCCCAGCUGUAGUGGGUGUGGUUGUCAUUGUUGCGGUUGUCAUAGCAAUUAUCGCCAUUCGUAGAAAAACUUUCAGAGAAAAAAUGCUGGUGUAAUACUGAAUCUGAUCGCCUGUUGGAUCUGUGAUAUACCUAUGGCUGAUGUGUCAUUUCCGUCAAAUCUACAUGCUCUAACCGAGUUUAAAAACAUGUUUUAAAGUUAUCUGAGACCAGAUUAUUUUGUUUUCCGGUUGUUUUAUAUAUUUUUCCACACAUUUAUGAAAUAGGUUUUUAACAUUUUUUUUAAGUUUGUGAAGGAAAAGUUUUAGAUAUUCUAACCCAUACCUACCUGUAAGACUUGCCAUUCCCUUUGUAUUCCGGUAAACAGUCGAGCCUAGACCAUUGUGUUCCCCACCAAAUCACCCGGAUUACUGAAACACCUUUUAUAAGUAGUAAUUCUAUUUCCAACAAAUUCUGUCCGAAAGGUGAAACGCCCGGAUUAUUGGUUUCCGAAUUAUUGAGGUUUGACUUUUUUAUUACAUUUUCAACAGUGAAAUAUUGUGAUUUAUUUAAUGAAUAAAAGUGAUAUUCUGUCAAAGUGUGAAAGACAGAGGCAAAUGAAGAUCGAAGAAAAUGUAAUAAACAGAAAAUUGAAUGUUUUGUACUUCGUUGAAUAUAAAUUGUAUUUCACUCGUGAGCCAUUUUUUUUCCAGUAUUUUCACUCGUGCUUCGCACUCGUGAAAAUAUCAAAAAAUCCUGUCCCACUCGUGAAAUAAAUCCCAUAUCCAACUAUAAAACAUUGAAUACCCUCUUUAUAUACUCUGGCUAGUCGUUAAUAAUAUUGUCGACAAACAAUGUGCUCAUUGCAUCGGGACACGAAUUGUUGACAGCCUUGUUCUAUAAAUAGCUGAAAUAUACUCGAUUUUGUCCAUGUUGAUUGUUCAUCUUUCAACAAAUACGAAAUGCUAUGUUAAAUUGUGUCUAAUUUUUAAGCUCUUUUUGUUUGAUUUUGUUUGUUUGAUGCUUUCUUUGUGUGUGUUGUUGUUAUUUUGUCUAAACUUUAUUAGGUUCUGCAGUAACUUAAAUUACGUUUUAAAAUGAUUUUCAUAUAGAUUUCUGAUGUUAAAUUAUUUCAAAUGCUUUAUUAUCCUCUAGUGUGAACAAAAUUGGGGACAGAUUCCUCUAGUUGGGAAUAAAAUUUAAGACAGUUUUCCUACUGGUUUCCUACUGGGGAGAGAUGUUCAGCUCUUUAGGGUAUACUUUCAUGGAGAAAUUGAUUUUUCUAUUUUUAUUGCUGUUUUUUUUUUUAAUAAAGGCAAACGUAUUACUAUUUUAAUAAUUAUAAUAUAUUGUAUUGCUCAUCGUUUAGAAGAUUUUUAAAGUGUGUUCUCCCUCCCGUUUGUGAUAAGUGCUAGUAUUGUGUAUUUUUGUACAUAUUUAAGGAACCCCUAUUCUCAUUUCAUAUUUUUAUUAUUGACAUAUGAUUUUAUCAUUAAAACAUGUACUUUAUGAUCUUUGAGCAAGUCAGUCAAUGUGAAAUUAAGCUGUGAAAUGGGGAAGAAUAAAAGAAUUUAAAGUAAA